This is a messenger RNA of Microdochium trichocladiopsis, 234 nucleotides long. RefSeq lists its product as uncharacterized. The transcript has a single exon. The annotation marks the transcript as partial. NCBI's taxonomy places the organism in Eukaryota, Fungi, Ascomycota, Sordariomycetes, Xylariales, Microdochiaceae. Gene Ontology annotation, molecular function: chitin binding. The record is from RefSeq and is a predicted model, not a curated record.
UGCUGCUCUUCGAGUGGAUGGUGUGGUGACACGGGUGACCACUGCGGCGCCAACUGUCUGCCAGAGUUUGGUAUCUGCCCGGUUGCGGACAAGCCGCCGAGCAGCGAUGGCACUUGCGGUGGUACGCAAGGGUUUACCUGCAUCUGCUCGGGACUUGGCGACUGUUUCUCGCAGUAUGGAUGGUGUGAUUCUUCCAUAGAUCAUGGUGGUACUGGCUGCCAGAGCGGGUUCGGA